AUGAGCACACCAAGGUCUGGCAGUGCUACCCCGGGGUCAGGAUCUAGGUCACAGAAUGGUCGUAAAAAUCAGCCAAAAAAGCAUGACCCAGAUCGGAGCCGAAGCGCACAGUCCACUGAAAGCUCCAGGUCUAGCACCCCGAGGUCGCCUCUCAAUGGAAAGUACAAGAAAGGGGAUGUUGUCAGUGCCUCUAAUGGAGUACGGAAAAAAUUCAAUGGAAAACAGUGGCGUAGGCUGUGUUCACGGGAAGGCUGCACAAAAGAAUCUCAGAGAAGAGGCUUCUGUUCCAGACAUUUGUCUCUCAAAGGCAAGAGCCUCAGACAUGCACCAACAUUUCCAGGCUGCAGACAGGGUGCACUGAAAGAAGGGCACAUUGAGUGGACUGGGGACGGACAUAGUGAAUUUGACCGUGAACGGAUGAUGGCAAACAGGUUUGACAUGGAUGAAACAGAAGCAGCCAACAUGCUU
Molecule: messenger RNA, 468 nt
Organism: Candidula unifasciata
Lineage: Eukaryota; Metazoa; Mollusca; Gastropoda; Stylommatophora; Geomitridae
Source: the annotation of a GenBank genome assembly